Molecule: messenger RNA, 1713 nt
Organism: Aspergillus calidoustus
Lineage: Eukaryota; Fungi; Ascomycota; Eurotiomycetes; Eurotiales; Aspergillaceae
Source: the annotation of a GenBank genome assembly
AUGGCUGCUGAUUCAGAGUGGAAAGAAACCGGGCACAGCGUGGCCGUGCACCCGCCGCCGCCCGUCAACGACGAUGCGUCCACCGACUCGACGGAAAUGAGCCCCGGUGUCAAGCGCAUCGAGCUCAUCAACCAGCAAUUUGGCCUCUGGGCGCGCGUUGCCAUGUUCUCGGGCAUCUGGCUGAUUGCCUAUGUUUAUGGUCUGGAUGGCACUGUGCGGUAUACGUACCAGCCUCGUGCAACCGCAAGCUACAGCACUCACAGUUUGUUGUCGACGAUCGGCGUCUUGCGUGCGGUGAUUGCCGCUGCUGCUCAGCCUACGGCGGCGAAGAUUGCGGAUAUGUUUGGUCGUGUGGAGCUGAUUUUCUUCUCCAUCUUCUUCUAUACGCUGGGAACCGUUAUCGAGACGGCUGCGGAUAAUGUGCAGACCUUUUGCGCUGGUGCGGUCAUCUACCAGAUUGGAUAUACAGGAGUCAUGUUCUUGGUUGAGGUUCUCAUCGGAGAUACGACUUCUACCCGCUCUCGUCUGCUCUUCUCUUACAUUCCCGCGACACCGUUUAUUAUCAACACCUGGAUUAGUGGAAACUUGACGGAUGCGGUGCUCAAGGUGACAAGCUGGCGCUGGGGUAUCGGGAUGUUCGCGAUCAUCUUCCCUGUCUGCUCGAUCCCUCUCUUCUUGACCCUAACGUAUGGCCACUGGAAGGCGAAGAAGGUCACCUCAUACCCUAGCCUUGUUGAUGUGUUCGGCACGAAGAAAUUCCUGGUUGAGAUCUUCUGGCGAAUGGACAUCCUCGGAAUCAUCCUGUUGAUUGCCGUCUUUGCGCUUAUCCUUGUCCCCUUCACCCUUGCUGGAAGCAACCCCGAUCAGUGGAAGCAGGCUAAGAUUAUUGCGCCUUUGGUGAUUGGAGUGCUCUGCAUUCCGGUGUGGAUCUACUGGGAGAAGACCUGCAAACAUCCAAUGAUUCCUUUUAAGCUUUUGAAAGACAGAGCCGUCUGGGGUGCCAUUGGAAUCGCCAUCAUGCUUAACACUGGUACAUAUCUGUACACCGUCCUUAUUGUCGCUUUUGAUGAGAGCAAUCUCAGCGCCACCCGUAUCGGUUCGCUUUACAGUUUUGCCUCUGUCAUCACCGGCUGUAUCCUUGGUUUUGUCGUCAUCAAAGUGAGGCGCCUCAAACCGUUCAUUGUAGCUGGUACCCUCCUCUUCACGGUCGCCUUUGGUAUCUUGUACAACUACCGUGGAGGAACCGGCGGCUCAGCGCGCUCUGGCAUCAUUGGUGGUGAAAUCCUUCUUGGUAUUGCUGGAGGAAUGUUCCCCUACCCCGCUCAAGCAAGUAUCCAAACUGCCACGAAGCAUGAGCAUCUCGCUAUCGUGACUGCCCUGUUCCUCGCCUCGUACAACAUCGGCUCCGCCCUCGGUGGCACAAUCUCCGGCGUUAUCUGGUCCCAGACUCUCCUGCCCGAGUUGACCUCCACUCUAGGCAACGCGACUUUGGCCGCAUCCAUCUACGCGGAUCCCUUCACAUUUGUUGCCGCAAAUCCCGUUGGAACACCCGCCAGAGAAGCCGUUAUUGAUGGAUACAAACAUACACAGCGCCUGUUGUGCAUCACGGGUCUCUGCUUGUCAGUCCCGCUGAUUGCGUUCUCGCUGUGCAUUCGCAACCCUAAGUUGACCAAGGAGCAGUCGCUCGCCGAUGCGGAGAAGGAUGUCAAUUGA